Solanum dulcamara is the source of this 2050-nucleotide messenger RNA. Its product is annotated as probable pectinesterase/pectinesterase inhibitor 51. The transcript is spliced from 2 exons. Gene Ontology annotation, biological process: cell wall modification. The record is from RefSeq and is a predicted model, not a curated record. Gene Ontology annotation, molecular function: pectinesterase activity; pectinesterase inhibitor activity. Lineage: Eukaryota; Viridiplantae; Streptophyta; Magnoliopsida; Solanales; Solanaceae. Bases 214 to 1899 code for a protein of 561 amino acids.
UCCCCCACUGUGCUCUUUUUUUUUUCUUUUUCUUCCCCAUUGCUAUCACUAUUCACUGUCCAGUCCCGUGAACACUAUGUUUCGUCAUCAUUCACCAAACCCCAUUCUUUUUUAUUUCCUUUUUUCACGCUGUAAUUGAAUUCUCUUUUUCAAAUUCUACAGAUUUUUUUGAGAUUAUUUACAGCCACAAAUUUGUAUAAAACGGUACCCACAAUGCACAUCAGAAAACCUGCAAAACCCACAAUAUUUAGAAAGUUUAAGCUUCUUUUCAUAUCAAUGGCUUCCUUUUUCACACUCACAGUCUUCUCCCUAAUUCUUUUCUUCUCAAUUUCCUCCGCUGCUCGUCAUCACUCGCCGGUUUCAUCCUCGGCGCCGUCAAUUGCACUUCAGAUCCAAGGGGCUUGCAAGGCAUCCCGGGACCCACCGAUAUGUGAGUCUGUAUUGACGGAUUCCGGCAACUUACCAUCUGAACUGACGACGCUGUUAAUCAUCCAAUCAGCCGUUAAAGUCUCGUCGCAGAACAACGACAAGGCGAAAGAGAUGGUGCAGGCAAUCAUAGAUGCGUCCUCAGGGACGAAUCAGAACCGUACGGACGCAGGGAAGGUGUGUAUGGAGGUGCUCGGGUAUGCCGAUUAUCGGGCCGGGUUAACGGGUCAGGCACUGACACAUGGCCAGAUCAAGGACGCUCGUGCAUGGAUGAGCUCCGUGAUGGUGUACCAAUACGACUGCUGGUCCGCUUUGAAGUACGUUAAUGGUACCUCACAGGUAUCCAAAACGAUGUCGUUUAUCAACUCCUUGAUCGGGUACAGCAGCAACGCAUUAGGGAUGCUGGUGAACUACGACGUUUACGGGAAGAAUACCGAGUCAUGGACCGUACCCAAGACAGAACGAGACGGGUUCUGGGAAGGUUCAGGCGGGUCAGGUCUGGUACAGGGUGGGGUACCUUCCGGAUUGAAACCCGAUGUGACUGUGUGUAAGGAAGGAGGAUGUGACUAUAAGACGGUGCAGGAGGCGGUGAAUGCUGCGCCGGAAAACCAGCAAUCCCGGAAGUUUGUGAUAUGGAUCAAAGCCGGGUUGUAUGAGGAGAAAGUUCGGGUGCCAUUGGAGAAGAAGAAUGUGAUAUUUUUGGGUGAUGGAAUGGGCAAAACUGUCAUUACGGGUUCGUUGAAUGUUGGUCUUUUGGGUGUCACAACUUAUGAGACUGCAACUGUUGGUGUUGUUGGUGAUGGAUUCAUGGCCAGUGGUAUCACCUUCCAAAACACAGCAGGUCCGGAUGCUCACCAAGCCGUAGCAUUCCGAUCCGAUAGUGAUCUUUCGAUUGUAGAGAACUGUGAAUUCAUUGGUAAUCAAGACACCCUGUACGCCCAUGCUUUGCGCCAAUACUAUAAGUCCUGCCGUAUCCAAGGCAAUGUAGAUUUCAUUUUUGGGAACUCAGCUUCUUUCUUCCAAGAAUGUGACAUCCUAGUCGCACCUCGACAACUCUCUCCUGAAAAGGGAGAGACGAAUGCUGUGGCUGCUCAUGGCAGGAUAGACCCUGCACAAUCGACUGGUUUCGUCUUCCAAAAUUGUUUGAUCAAUGGAACCGACAAAUAUAUGGCCUUGUACUACAAUAAGCCCAAGGUGCACAAAAAUUUUCUGGGAAGGCCAUGGAAGGAGUAUUCUCGGACCGUCUUUCUAGAUUGUACUUUAGAGGCUCUUAUUUCGGCUAAUGGAUGGUUGCCUUGGAGCGGUGAUUUCGCGUUGAAGACUCUUUACUACGGAGAAUAUAGAAAUACUGGUGCGGGAGCUAAUACAGCAGGACGAGUGUCAUGGAGUAGCCAAAUCCCUGCUGAACAUGUUAACUCAUACUCUAUACAAAAUUUCAUUCAAGGAGAUCAGUGGAUUUCUACUUCUUCUUGAUUAACUUAUAGUAAUGUUUAAUGUAUAUCUAGUAAGUCAAGCUCAAUAUCCUCAAAUGUGAUUGCUAAUCAUCAACCAUUUGUACCAAAUUGUGGGAAAAUUUUGAAACUUCUUACAAUGUGAGAUAUAUCUUACCAAAAGUUUCAUAUCA